Trichomycterus rosablanca is the source of this 909-nucleotide messenger RNA. Its product is annotated as synapse differentiation-inducing gene protein 1. The coding region runs from base 52 to 891 and encodes 279 amino acids. Gene Ontology annotation, cellular component: excitatory synapse; synaptic vesicle membrane; intracellular membrane-bounded organelle. The transcript has 3 exons. NCBI's taxonomy places the organism in Eukaryota, Metazoa, Chordata, Actinopteri, Siluriformes, Trichomycteridae. Gene Ontology annotation, biological process: synaptic vesicle clustering; positive regulation of synapse assembly. The record is from RefSeq and is a predicted model, not a curated record.
UGCCAGGACACGCACCUUCCUCAGCGGCAGCACCCACUAGACCAGACCAGAAUGGAUCCAGGGCCCAGACUGGGCAGAGCAGAGGAAGAGAAUAAUCCUCCAGAUCAGAGAAAGUUUAUAUCAGCAGGUGGUGGUAAUUUGGCCUCUGAAUGCUGCAAACACAAUGGCCUAAUCAACACCAGAAAUGUGAUGGUGGAGACCAAGGAAGGACGAGUGUCAGUGUACUCGGCUCCAAAGUAUCAAGGCCACCUGGUGGUCAAUCAGUCUCCUCAGCUAGGAGGUCAAGACAAAAAUGGGACACAUAAAAAUAGCCACCACCCACAGCAGCUUAACCCCAGUACCCUGUCUGUGGACCCGUUCUACAGACCCAACCUCAUCUUGUACCCGGAGGGAGUGCUAAGGGUGUGUGGGGAGGGAGUUGAUUGCUGUGAGACCACCUUUAUUGAGGACAUGGCUUCUUCUAAUUCUGGCACUGCUGUCACAAAAGAUGGGCUUAUGUUGACUGACAACAAAUUCUUAUCUGUGGAGGAUGCCAAGAUUCAUACACUGUCCUACGACGUGGAUGAUGAAGAUGAUGACUUUCAGGAGCUGGAGAGUGAGUACUCAAGUGACUCGGAAAGCGAGGACAACUUCUUGAUGAUGCCUCCACGAGACCACCUGGGUCUCAGUGUCUUCUCCAUGUUGUGUUGUUUCUGGCCCCUCGGCAUUGCCGCCUUCUAUCUGUCUCAUGAGACUAACAAGGCGGUGAACAAAGGGGAUUUUCACCAUGCCAGCUCUAGCUCCAGACGGGCUCUCUUCCUAGCUGUGCUGUCCAUCACCAUUGGGACUGGCAUUUAUGUUGGUGUGGCAGUGGCACUUAUUGCAUACCUUUCUAAGAACAACCACUUGUAGCCUCACCUCGUCUCCCAU